Alternaria rosae is the source of this 1433-nucleotide messenger RNA. RefSeq lists its product as uncharacterized. The transcript has a single exon. The coding region runs from base 258 to 1265 and encodes 335 amino acids. The record is from RefSeq and is a predicted model, not a curated record. Lineage: Eukaryota; Fungi; Ascomycota; Dothideomycetes; Pleosporales; Pleosporaceae.
UUCAAUAGCACAGUGAAAUUAAAUAUCACAGCUCACCACAACGCUCAGAUCUAGGCUCCGGCUUCGGAGAAUCGUUCACUGAAUCGUCCGACUCCCAACUCACGAAUCUGUUCAUGUACUCACUAGCAUAAGUCGACUCGCCACGAGUACACUCCACCCCUUCUAUCGUUCUCGGAACAGCGCGAUCCACCUCAUUCAACAUAAUAGACAGUUUACCCAACCCCACACCCUCCGCCCCAUCACAAAAGCGACGAAAAAUGUCUCUCUUUGACACCUUCCGGGGACGAAACGGAGGAAGUACCACGUCCUUCAUAACCACCUCCAACACCGGCAUAAUGGACACAACGCAUGGCUCCGAAACAGACGAAGAAGACAACGAGGAUGAGGCACAAGAGUACCUAAACAAGAUGACCGACGACACAAAUCGUAAGGUCGAAACCGUUUUCGGCAAAGGCGUCGAAGUGUGGAAAUCUUUCAACGGCACCAUCUAUGCCGACGUCAACGACACGGUGAAGAGAAAACAGCGAGACCAAGAGGUGUGGGGGAAGAAAAGGAAGCGUGGUGUUGUGGACGGGCAAGGGAAGAUGCUAGAACAGCGAUUUGAUUCGCUCCGGAACUCGACGUCUUCUUCUAGUUCUACAUCCACUGCUACCUCUACGCCUACGCCGUAUCUACCGCUGAUUACAUACACUGACAGCACGAUUUCUUAUCCUUCACUGCCAACGAGAUACGAUACCUCACUUCCGUCUACACCUACAGCGUCCGAAUGGGAAAUCUUCCCAGUGCGGCCGUCUCAAGAGGUUGAUUUCCCUGCUGCGCCAUUGGAGUACAAGUCUCUGUCGAAGGCGAUGCCUGAGCCUAGGAGUGCAUAUGCGAGUAUGCCUGGAAGCUUUGAUCGGCCGAUUAAACCGCUACCAGCACAUGUACACCAGAUAGAAGGAAUGCAGACGACAGACACCACGGUGUCACAGUCUGUGUCCCCGCGUUCAGAUCGAUCAAACUCGUGGCUCUCACCCAUUAGUCCUCCACCCUCUACACCGACAGGCUUUAUCGGUACUAUGCUAGGCGGAGCUCGUGGGAUGAUAUCAGUGUCUUUUGGUAGUUUUGAAAGUAGACAGGCGGUCCGAUUUGAUGAGCGGGGGUAUAAGCUGUUACCAGGGAGCUUCAAUGAGGCUAGCGAGAAGCAGAGUUUAGGUGACGGAGAAAGAGAUCGAGAAGCGAAGCAUGCCAAGAUUGAAGGAAAACCUUGGCCGAGGAAGGGGUAGGCGGGUCAAUGUCUAGUCUGAUAGCGCACGGCGGGGAGAGGCUCAGCAGUCGCUUGCUCCGAGCGUUGUGUCGCAAGCCUUGUGCUGCCAUAUUACAGCAGCUGGGUACAUGUCACAUCGUUAGCAGAAACACAUGAUAAGCACCGGCAAGCAAGUCAAAUUUCACAA